Messenger RNA from Pediculus humanus corporis (human body louse), 762 nucleotides. RefSeq names its product Bone morphogenetic protein 3 precursor, putative. Gene Ontology annotation, cellular component: extracellular region. The transcript has 2 exons. Gene Ontology annotation, molecular function: cytokine activity; growth factor activity. The record is from RefSeq and is a predicted model, not a curated record. Gene Ontology annotation, biological process: SMAD protein signal transduction. Lineage: Eukaryota; Metazoa; Arthropoda; Insecta; Psocodea; Pediculidae. The coding region runs from base 1 to 762 and encodes 253 amino acids.
AUGACGAAUGCAAUAAAAGAAUGGUAUAAGGAAGGAAACGUUCACAAAGAAAGAUUAAGACUGUUAGUUGAUUGUACAGGUUGUAAAGACGUCGUACAGGUAUUAAUAUUCAAACGUAAUAAUAAAUUAAAAAAUUAUAACACGGUCGUGACGAAUCGAAAAAGCAGAAGAAGCGUAGAAUAUGGAAGAGAGAAUUUUAGAUAUGAGAAAAGUUACAACGGUAGCAACAGAUAUAAAAACGAAAAUGGCGGAACAAAGACGAACAACGGGGGGGAAUCGUCGUCGUCGAAAGGGAAAGAAGAAAAAGAAGACUAUUAUUUGAAAAAUAUUUCUAGUCAAAAUGAAAAACUCGAUCCGAACAGGCCGUUUUUGGUCGUGCACACCGAACCGGUUGUUAUGAAAAGAUCUCGAAGGAGAGCUCUUGAUUGUUCUGGUGCUGUCAAAGGACAAUGCUGCAAGCAAAAUUUUUUUGUGAGUUUUAAAGAAUUGAAAUGGGACGAUUGGAUAAUUGCUCCCAAGGGAUACCAUGCCAAUUAUUGUAGGGGUGAUUGCGGUGGCAUGCACAGAACUCCGGAUACUUUCCUUAAUUAUCACACACACGUGAUUGACGAAUAUAGGAAAAUGGAUAGACUUUCCGGUAUACAACCCUGUUGCGCACCAGUUAAAUUUUCAAGCAUGAGCAUUAUUUAUUUCGGUCCCGAUAAUAAUAUUAUAAAAAGGGAUUUACCCAAAAUGGUCGUCGAACAAUGUGGUUGUCCUUAA